Talaromyces atroroseus is the source of this 765-nucleotide messenger RNA. RefSeq lists its product as hypothetical. The record is from RefSeq and is a predicted model, not a curated record. NCBI's taxonomy places the organism in Eukaryota, Fungi, Ascomycota, Eurotiomycetes, Eurotiales, Trichocomaceae. Bases 1 to 765 code for a protein of 254 amino acids. The transcript is spliced from 2 exons.
AUGUUGAACAAGGAAUCCCUUUUCAUACCAUUUUCCAUCCUACUAGUCUUUUCAACCACUCAGCUUGCCCUCGUGUCUCGAAUGGUUGCGUUUUUGCAUAUCCAAAAGGCAGAUAUUGGUAGCUAUUAUGUCUGUGAGUCUAUCAACACGAACAGCAGCAGCGCCAAUUCCAGCGCCAACGCCAGUACUACCGGUCAAUAUGAGGAUGAAAGCCUCAAUUUCGAUCUAUACGUCCUGCCGGAAAAGCUGUCGGUGAAUCAAGGACAUACCACCAAUGGCGCUGCCGGUUAUGGCUUGGUUCUGAGUAUUGCCUUUUCGGCGGGCACGUUUGUUCUGCGGAAUAAUCUCUAUUAUAGACAUCAUAAAGUCAUCCUCCGCAGUAUGACUAUCGCUCUAGGUCUCCUAGUCCUGUUCACAUUUUCGGCAUUCAUCUACGUCUUUGCUGUCACGUACCUGACCUUGGGUAACGAAAUCGACAUUCAAGUUGCCAGAAACCUCGCUGGCAAACCGUAUAAUAUCGAUAGCUGGACGCCAGAGACUUGGUACCAAGCACUACUAGCACUUCCGCUAUACAAGGCAGACUUGUCAAGUGCAUACCAGGAAAUGCUAACAUGGAGAUGGUGGAUUCUGCCCUAUCUUUUUGUGUGUUUGAUGGCUUUCGUAUGGACGGCCAUUGUCUAUGUAAAGGAGAGAGACCUUCCAAUGAACUUUAUGCGGUAUUGGACUGGAAAAGCUGAUGUGGAUAGAAAGUCAUCUCCUGUUUGA